Saimiri boliviensis boliviensis (Bolivian squirrel monkey) is the source of this 1741-nucleotide messenger RNA. RefSeq names its product 2'-5'-oligoadenylate synthetase 1 (gene OAS1). The record is from RefSeq and is a predicted model, not a curated record. Gene Ontology annotation, cellular component: nucleoplasm; cytosol; membrane. Gene Ontology annotation, biological process: regulation of ribonuclease activity; defense response to virus; negative regulation of viral genome replication. Lineage: Eukaryota; Metazoa; Chordata; Mammalia; Primates; Cebidae. Gene Ontology annotation, molecular function: double-stranded RNA binding; 2'-5'-oligoadenylate synthetase activity.
GAAGAGUAAGCAGGUGAAAUUCAGCUCUGGGAUCAGGAGAGUGUUUGAUUUGCUAAAGGAAAAUGCAAAGACGGCUCCUCCCUUCUGAGGAAACGAAACCAACAGCAGCCCAGACUCGGCCAGCAGAAGAGAUAAAAGCUAAUAGGUCCAGGAGGCAGUUCUGUUGCCACGGGCUCUCCUGUCAAUGAUGGAGCUCAGAAAUACCCCAGCGAGAGAUCUGGACAAGUUCAUCGAAAGCAAUCUCUUGCCAGACACGCAUUUCCGCAGGCAAAUCAAGCAAGCCAUUGACAUCAUCUGUGGAUUCCUGAAGGAAAGGUGCUUCCGAGACAGCUCCUACCCCGUGCGGGUGUCCAAGGUGGUAAAGGGUGGCUCCUCGGGCAAAGGCACCGCCCUCAGAGGCAAAUCUGACGCUGACCUGGUUGUCUUCCUCAGUCCUCUCACGACUUUUCAGGAUCAGUUAAAGCACCGGGGAGAAUUCAUCCGGGAAAUUAGGAGACAGCUGGAAGCCUGUCAAAGAGAGAGAGUAUUUUCCGUGAAGUUUGAGGUCCAGACUUCGCACUGGGACAGCCCCCGUGCGCUGAGCUUCGUGCUGAGUUCGCCCCGUCUCAGGGAGGGAGUGGAGUUUGACGUGCUGCCUGCCUUUGAUGCCCUGGGUCAGCUGACUGACACCUGUAAACCUGACCCCCAAAUCUAUGUCAGGCUCAUCAACGAGUGCGUCUACCUGCAGAAAGAGGGCGAGUUCUCCACCUGCUUCACAGAACUACAGAGAAACUUCCUGAAGCAGCGCCCCCCCAAGCUCAAGAGCCUCAUCCGCCUCGUCAAGCACUGGUACCAAAAUUGUAAGGAAAAGCUUGGGAAGCCACUGCCACCUCAGUAUGCCCUGGAACUCCUGACGGUCUAUGCUUGGGAGCAAGGGAGCAUGAAAACAGAUUUCAUCACAGCCCAGGGAUUUCGGACGGUCUUGGAAUUAGUCAUAAACUACCAGCAACUCUGCAUCUACUGGAAAGAGUAUUAUGACUUUAAAAACCCCAGUAUUAGAGAGUACCUGAGCAGGCAGCUCAGCAAACCCAGGCCUGUGAUUCUGGACCCGGCUGACCCUACAGGAAACUUAGGUGGAGACCCAAAGGGUUGGUGGAAGCUGGCACGAGAGGCAGAGAACUGGCUGAAUUACCCGUGCUUUAAGAAUUGGGAUGGGUCCCCAGUGAGCUCCUGGACUCUGUCGACGAAAAGCGACAGUGAGGACGAUGAGACCUACGAUCCGAGGAUGUAUCAGAAAUAUGGUUACAUCAGAACACAUGAGCCCUCUUAUUUUUAUCAGGGCUCCAGCACAUUCCAGAAAGCAUCUACCCCACAGGCGGAAGAGAACUGGACAUGCACCAUCCUCUGAAUGCCAGGGCAUCUUAGGGGAAAGGGUUCCAGUGUUAUCUGGACCAGCCCCUUCAUUUCCAGGUGGGACCCUUGAUCCAGAGAGGACAAAGGUCCUCAGUGAGCUGGUGCACGAUCUAAGACAGAAUCCAGGUCUCCUGACCCCUGGCCUUCUAUGCCCUCUCUCCUAUCGUGGCUAACGUUCCCCUCAGCCUUGUCUCACUCCACCUAUUCUCUGAAAAUAUUCCCUGAGAGAGAACAGAGAGAUUUAGGUAAGAGAAUGAAAUUCCAGCCCUGACUUUCUUCUGUGCACCUGGUGGGAGGAUUAUAUCUAAUGUAUUAUCAAUGACAAUAAAAAUAAAGCAAAUACCAUUUA